AUGGUUAAGACCAGAGCUGAUGAGGUGCAUGAAGAGCCUGUAGAGACAGCUGUUGAUGAUGUAGUUACUGAUGUCGAGGGUUUUCCAGGCGGACCCCACGAUAAAUCAGUUUUGAUGGACUAUGUUUAUCAUAUGACAGUGACAAUUUGGAAUAGAGGGGAACGUCCUGAGUUGAAGUUGUCCUCCUAUGAAAGGAAGGUAGAGAAAUUUGGCAGGCUUGCUCCAGAUAUUGAAGGCUUAGUGGCUGCCACAGGAUUAAGUCCUCUAAUCGCAUGUUUGCUGGACACUGGUGAUCAAGGACUUAUCUCUACUUUUGCGGAGAGGUGGCAUAAGAAAACUAGUAAUUUCCAUUUGCCGAUAGGAGAUGAGACUAUCACCCUGGAUGAUGUAGCAUCAUUGCUACUUCUGCCCAUUACAGGCACCUUCCAUAGCUUUGAGGCUCUUCAUGUGGAUGAUGUCGUCUUCCUUUUAGUUGAAUUGCUUGAAAUGAGUUUUGAAGAGGCAAGAGCUGAGACAUGUUGGAUCUACGAGCAUUUUCCUUUUGUUGCUUCUUUUAUUUCUGCUAAAGAUUAUGAUGAGAGGAAACCACGUGCUUGUCGUUGGAAGUCAGGAAGGGCAUUGCCAGUGUCGAUGUAUCGUAAGCGUCUAGAUAGAUUGACGUUUGAUUCUGUGUGCUGGAUUCCUUACUCUGACCACCGUGCAUUAAGAGAAUUUGAGCUGAUCUCUUUAUUUUCCAAACAUAUCCAUUGGGGUCCAUCUAUUGUUGUACAUCGAUCAGAGAGGGUUGUGCGACAGUUUGGGUAUGUGCAGACCAUUCCACCGCACCCUACUGCUCCAUGUCUAUAUGUAGAAUAG
Glycine soja is the source of this 855-nucleotide messenger RNA. RefSeq lists its product as uncharacterized. The record is from RefSeq and is a predicted model, not a curated record. NCBI's taxonomy places the organism in Eukaryota, Viridiplantae, Streptophyta, Magnoliopsida, Fabales, Fabaceae. The transcript has 4 exons. The coding region runs from base 1 to 855 and encodes 284 amino acids.